Messenger RNA from Paramecium tetraurelia, 594 nucleotides. RefSeq lists its product as uncharacterized. Lineage: Eukaryota; Ciliophora; Oligohymenophorea; Peniculida; Parameciidae. The record is from RefSeq and is a predicted model, not a curated record. Gene Ontology annotation, cellular component: endoplasmic reticulum; COPII-coated ER to Golgi transport vesicle; endoplasmic reticulum-Golgi intermediate compartment. The transcript is spliced from 3 exons. Gene Ontology annotation, biological process: intracellular protein transport; endoplasmic reticulum to Golgi vesicle-mediated transport; Golgi organization.
AUGUUUACUAUAUUUGCAAUUCUAUUUUAUGGAGCUUUGAGCAUACAGUUUACAUUCCCAUUAAGGUCAAAAGAGUUGAAGUGCUUUGGAGAAAUCAUUGGGUAAAAUAGUCUGGUUGUUGGCUCAGUUCAGGCAAAUUCAAGUGAAUAUUCAUUAAAAAUACAUAUCCCAUAAAAAAAGGCUGAUAGCAUUUUACAGUACUCUCAUAGUUUAGAACUGAAUAAGUUUUCAUUUACAACUAAUAACACUUAAGAAAAUUAUUAGUUUUGUGUACACAACUUAGCAAAUGCUGGAAUCAAUUUCAACUUCAGUUUAGCUACAGGAAUGGAUGCUUAAGACUUUUCUUUAGUGGCUUAAAAGGAGGACUUGAAACCUAUUGAAAUACAUCUUAAGAAGUUGAAUGGAUUAAUAAAUUCAGUCGAACAUGAAUAAAAAGAAAUAGAAGAAAGAUAAGCUACAAGAUUUUCAAAUGUUAGCAAAAUUUCAUACAAAAUCAUUAUUUUUAGUAUAGUCACUUUGAUUUUGAUGUCAUUAACAAAUUUUGUUUAAGCUCGUUAAUUGAAGAAUUUUUUUAAGUAAAAGAAACUUAUUUGA